UCUCCCUCCGAAACUGCAGUGUUCACGAAGAACAAGUACAGAUUUCUCUUCACAGACGGCGAAGAACGAUGCAUUGCUACGCACACAGAGCGAUUAUACGACUGUUAUUUCUUUUCUUAUUCGCUCUCUUCUUUUUCUCUGCAACUGCUCGCCCGUUCGUUCUUGUUCUCUCUAAAGAUGACCUCAAAGAAAAUCCUCCCUCUUCCGCCGAAGACGAGUCAUCCAACGAUGAAUCAUCUGAGUGGGACGAGUUCGGAGAUUCCGAUAACAAGUCCGAAGACGAGCUCGAUCCCGGUUCAUGGCGUCCCAUCUUCGAGCCCGAUUCUGUAGCCGGUUCAACAUCGAAGAGCGAUGACGAAGGCCUGUAUUACUCUGGCAUCCGCAAAAUGGUAUCCUCUGUAUGCUCCGGUGAUCCUAGAUUAAUGGAGGAAGCCACUUCGGAGAUCGAGGCAGCUGCGGUUGGUGGAUUCCCUCAUGCGCAGUCGGCUUUUGGAUUUCUGUGUGGAACAGGACGAUUGAGAGAGCAGGACAGAGCCAAGGCUUUUUUGUAUCACCACUUUGCCGCCGUAGGUGGUAACAUGCAGUCUAAAAUGGCCCUCGCGUACACUUACUUUAGACAGGAUAUGUACGAUAAGGCUGUGAAGCUUUAUGCGGAAUUAGCGGAAGCAGCGGUUUCGAGUUUCUUGAUUUCCAGAGACUCGCCUGUGAUUGAACACGUUAGAUUACAUAAUGGAGCUGAGGAAAAUAAGGAGGCAUUGCGGAAGUUACGAGGGGAGGAAGAUGAGGACUUCCAAAUCACAGAGUAUCAGGCGCUGAAGGGAAAUGCCGGGGCCAUGCAUAAAAUUGGGUUUAUCUACUACUUUGGAUUGAGAGGGGUGAGGCGUGAUCAUGCCAAGGCAUUGUCAUGGUUCUUGAAGGCCGUGGAGAAGGGGGAGCCCAGGUCCAUGGAGCUUCUUGGAGAGAUAUAUGCCAGGGGAGCUGGAGUUGAGAGGAACUACACCAAGGCGCUGGAGUGGCUCACUUUGGCAUCCAAACAACAGCAUUUCUCUGCUUAUAACGGGAUGGGCUACUUGUAUGUUAAGGGCUAUGGGGUAGAAAAGAAGAACUACACUAAAGCAAAAGAGUACUUUGAGAAGGCUGCAGAUAAUGAGGAGCCUGGUGGGCACUAUAACCUGGGGGUGUUGUACCUGAAAGGAAUUGGUGUUAAAAAAGAUGUUAGGUUAGCAUGCAAGUUUUUCAUCACAGCAGCUAAUGCUGGGCAACCAAAGGCGUUUUACCAAUUGGCAAAAAUGUUCCAUACAGGUGUUGGGCUUAAGAAAAAUGUUCCUAUGGCUACUGGCUUGUACAAGUUAGUUGCAGAGCGGGGACCUUGGAGUUCUUUAUCAAGAUGGGCUUUGGAGUCAUACUUGAAGGGUGAAGUGGGAAAAGCAUUCCUCUUGUACUCAAGAAUGGCGGAGCUAGGAUAUGAGGUGGCACAAAGUAAUGCCGCAUGGAUUCUUGACAGAUUUGGAGAACGUAGUAUGUGCAUGGGAGAGGAUGGGUUUUGCACGGAUGCAGAAAGGCAUCAACGUGCACAUUCUCUGUGGUGGCAGGCUUCAGAACAGGGUAAUGAACAUGCUGCUCUUCUGAUUGGGGAUGCAUAUUACUAUGGUCGGGGUACUGAAAGAGAUUAUGAACGUGCAGCAGAGGCUUACAUGCAUGCUAAAUCACAAUCCAAUGCACAAGCCAUGUUCAACCUUGGAUACAUGCAUGAGCAUGGCCAAGGGCUUCCUUUUGAUCUUCAUCUCGCCAAGCGAUACUAUGAUCAGGCCCUAGAGAAUGAUCCAGCUGCCAAAUUGCCUGUCACACUGGCUCUCAUGAGCUUGUGGAUAAGAAAAAACUAUGCCAAUAGCUUCCUGGUUGGAUUUAUUGAUUCAUUGCCAGAAGUCUAUCCAAAAUUGGGAGCGUGGAUAGAGAACGUGAUCAUGGAUGAAGGGAACGCGACAAUCCUUACUCUAUUUGUUUGCCUAUUGACGGUCCUCUACCUUCGUGAGCGGCAAAGAAGGCAUGCAGCUGCUGGGCCUGGUGAGGUGCCCCUCCCAGUCCAACCCAAUGAGCUUGAUGCACCCGGUCCCAAUUAGUUAAAACAAUGGUGGUUCCUCACUAUUGAAGAUUGUAAUCAGGAUCCCCUAGCAUACAAAUUUCCAAAUGAUUGUCCUGUGACCAAAAUAUCGGG
This is a messenger RNA of Telopea speciosissima, 2215 nucleotides long. Its product is annotated as ERAD-associated E3 ubiquitin-protein ligase component HRD3A-like. Bases 69 to 2120 code for a protein of 683 amino acids. Gene Ontology annotation, molecular function: protein binding. The transcript has 6 exons. The record is from RefSeq and is a predicted model, not a curated record. Lineage: Eukaryota; Viridiplantae; Streptophyta; Magnoliopsida; Proteales; Proteaceae.